CUUGUUUGAACAGACAGUUCUCAUUGGCCAGUACGUAGAAGUGGGAGAGGGACGGGAACAGGGUCCAAUCAGCGGCCGCUUUCCUGAGGCCGCCCCAAAAGGGAAGAGCCAGCCUUAGCACCCGCCGAGUUUAACCCUAAAGAGCCGGUGCUGCGCUUUCAGAGUAGUAUAGGGGGAUCAGAAGCUGCCACGUCUACUAAACCUGGGAGCCAUGAACUUGGCGGUGGCAGCAGUUCCUCGAAGCCUUUAAGCCACAUCCACUUAGCCGAAGCCGGCGAGGAUUUCAUGUAGCCAGGCAGCCUUCUCUUGAGCGACUCACUUUGGCUAGACGCCGGUGCUGCUGACCUGGCACCAUGACACCGGCCCUGUGGUCAGCCCUCCUGGCUGCCCUGCUGGCCCUGGGACGGGGCGCCCUGAUCCCGGAGCCCGAGGUGAAGAUCGAGGUGCUCCAGAAGCCUUUCAUCUGCCAUCGGAAGACCAAAGGCGGCGAUAUGAUGCUGGUGCACUAUGAAGGCUACUUGGAGCAGGACGGCUCCUUGUUCCAUUCCACCCACAAACACAACAAUGGGCAGCCUAUCUGGUUUACCCUUGGCAUCCUGGAGGCUCUCAAAGGCUGGGACCAAGGCCUGAAGGGCAUGUGCGUGGGGGAGAAGAGGAAGCUCACCAUCCCCCCAGCCCUGGGUUAUGGAAAAGAAGGCAAAGGUAAAAUUCCCCCUGAGAGUACACUAAUAUUUAACAUUGAUCUCCUGGAAAUUCGAAAUGGACCCAGAUCCCACGAGUCGUUCCAAGAAAUGGAUCUUAAUGAUGACUGGAAACUGUCUAAAAAGGAGGUGAAGAUCUAUUUGAAGAAGGAGUUUGAAAAGCAUGGGGCGGUGGUCAAUGAGAGCCAUCACGAUGGCUUGGUGGAGGACAUCUUUGACAAAGAAGACGAGGACAAAGACGGAUUCAUCUCCGCCAGGGAAUUCACCUACAAACACGAUGAGCUGUGAAGAAGCCCCCUUCGGUCUGGCACAGCACCUGGAAGGUCUCUAGUUUUUGAGCUGUAUUUUCUAUUAGUGUUGAUUCUGUCUGUUGAGUUAGUAUUUAUUUACAGGAAAGAAGUCAUUGUCUCCUGCAGUGUGUCUUUGAAUAUUAAAGAAGUCCUUUGAGUGA
Messenger RNA from Monodelphis domestica (gray short-tailed opossum), 1152 nucleotides. It is a transcript of the gene FKBP14, whose product is annotated as FKBP prolyl isomerase 14. Lineage: Eukaryota; Metazoa; Chordata; Mammalia; Didelphimorphia; Didelphidae. The record is from RefSeq and is a predicted model, not a curated record. Gene Ontology annotation, molecular function: peptidyl-prolyl cis-trans isomerase activity; calcium ion binding.